Molecule: messenger RNA, 891 nt
Organism: Solanum tuberosum (potato)
Lineage: Eukaryota; Viridiplantae; Streptophyta; Magnoliopsida; Solanales; Solanaceae
Exons: 2
Coding region: 1-891 (296 amino acids)
Source: RefSeq, a predicted model, not a curated record
AUGGCAUCCGUUGACCCCACCAUUGCUCCUAUUGUUGCAACUGCCUCUUCGGCAAAAAUAGCUUGGGAUCUCCUUCAUAUAGCUUAUGCCAAUAGGAGUCACACUCGCAUCUUCAGCUUACGAGAUCAGUUGCAAAACAUGAAAAAGGCCUCCAAGACAGUUGCUACUUACCUACAAGAGAUCAGAUCAAUUGCUAAUGCUUUCAAAGUAACGGGCUCUCCGGUGGAUAAUGAUGAACUAGCAGUCAAGAUUUUGAGUGGCCUAGGUCAUGAGUACCGUGAAAUCACUGCCGCUAUAAGAGCGCGCGAAACAGCCCUAAGCUUUGAGGAGUUGUUCCAGAAACUCACGGACCAUGAACUCUUUCUCAAACAUCAAGAUAUUGACAGGUCAUCCUCUAUCAUUACAGCUGCAGUUGCACAAAGGACCAACUUCCAGCCCCAACAUCAAAAAAUAAUCAUCGCUUCCCAAAUCAAUCUUCAAGACCACAAGCUCCACGACAGGCGGUCCCUGGAAAUCAACAGAAUGGGAGACUACCCAGCUAAGGUCAACUUUGUGUCAAAUCAUCACUCAAAUGCAAAUCCUUGGAUCAUCGACUCUGGAGCAACUCAUCAUGUCACAAUUGAGUCAGAUAAUCUUGAAGAAUACACUGGCAAUGAGGAAAUGUCCAUAGGUGACGGUAAAACUAUUCUUAUUACUCACACUGAUUUUACUCAAAUUAAGGCUUCUAACUCCAAUUUCAUGCUCUCUAACACUCUUUGUGCUCCAGCUAUCAAAAAGAACCUUAUUUCUGUUGCUAAGUUUUGCACUGACAAUCUGACCUCAAUCGAAUUUUUCCCACACUCAUUUCUUGUGAAGGAUCUCAAAACUCGGAGACUGCUGGUACAAGGCUAG